This is a messenger RNA of Fundulus heteroclitus (mummichog), 1995 nucleotides long. It is a transcript of the gene e2f5, whose product is annotated as E2F transcription factor 5. Gene Ontology annotation, molecular function: DNA-binding transcription factor activity, RNA polymerase II-specific; protein dimerization activity; RNA polymerase II cis-regulatory region sequence-specific DNA binding. The record is from RefSeq and is a predicted model, not a curated record. NCBI's taxonomy places the organism in Eukaryota, Metazoa, Chordata, Actinopteri, Cyprinodontiformes, Fundulidae. Gene Ontology annotation, cellular component: RNA polymerase II transcription regulator complex. Bases 167 to 1255 code for a protein of 362 amino acids. Gene Ontology annotation, biological process: regulation of transcription by RNA polymerase II. The transcript has 8 exons.
CCGUAACCCAACGUAACGUCCGUUCGUUUAAAAAGACCACAGGCAGACUGGUGGUCCCUGACGGGGUUGUUAACUUAGUUGAGAGAAAUGGUCAUUAACGGUUGCUAAACACAAGCAGUUGGCUAAAAAAAGAAGUGAGUGCUUGUUUGUUUUUUCUAGAGAGAAGAUGGAGCUCGAAGGGAUAGUGAAUGUACGCACGACCCCGAGUCGCCACGAAAAAAGUUUGGGGCUCCUCACGAGGAAGUUUGUCAGUCUACUACAAGAAGCUAAGGAUGGCGUUCUUGACUUGAAAGUGGCUGCAGAGAGCUUGGCAGUGAAGCAGAAAAGGAGGAUUUAUGACAUCACUAACGUCCUGGAAGGUGUGGGGCUAAUCGAGAAGAAAAACAAGAACAUAAUCCAGUGGAGGGGGCAGAACAGAGGGAGCCAAAGUCAGGAGUUGUUGGAGCAGAUCAGAGUUUUAAAAGCCCAAAUCUCUGAUCUUGAGGUUCAAGAGAAGGAGCUGGAUGAGCAGAAGUCCUGGUUGGAGGAGAACAUUGAACAGCUCAACUGCGAUCCAGACAAUUGUGUCCAUAAAUUUGUGACACAUGAGGACAUCUGCAAUUCAUUCAGUGGUGACACCCUCCUGGCUGUUGUGGCCCCUUCUGGAACCCAGCUGGAGGUGCCCCUUCCUGAACUGGGUAAAAGUGGGCAGAAGAAAUACCAAGUGAACCUGCGGAGCCAGUCUGCUCCCAUUCAAGUGAUGCUCAUCAACAGAGAUUCUGGCUCCAGAGUGCCUGUGGCCUUUCCUGUACCCCCCACUGACGACACAUGUCUGAUGCCAACUCCUCCCAGUACGCCCGCCAGCCUGCAGAGGUUUUCCCUCCUAAACUGUGUUGCCACUACAUCCAACCCCACCUCCUCCUGCUGCAGCCAGGACUCCAUCUCCUCAGACCAGCAGAUGGUGCUGCCAGACCUCGAUGAAGAGCUGACUCCAUCAUCCACCCCUGUUGACGUGCCGAUGGAGUUUCACAGCGAGUCAGCAGCCGUGUUGGAGCAGCAUCAAAUAGACCUGGAGGACCCAGAGUUCCAGUCUGUUCCAGACGUUAGCAGCCUGCUGAGGCUCAGCACAGGCGGGGAAAGCAUGAGAGACGACAGAGAGGGAGCUGGUGGCCUUAUUGAUGAGCUAAUGUCUGCUAAUGAUAUAGACUACAGCUUCAAUCUGGAUGACGGUGCAGGAGUGUGUGACCUGUUUGAUGUGCAGAUCCUCAAUUACUGAUCUCUGAUGGUGGUUCUGCUGCCCGCCUCGACUCUGUUGCCCGUCGUUACACACACCUCCAAGAAAUGUUUCCUGUAUAUUUCCUGUUUUGUUAUUAUUGCACAGCCAGUACUUUAUGAACCAUUGUUGCCUUAAAAAAAAUCAAAGAAAGAUUAAUCCUACAGGUUCACUUCUUUCCCUCUUUGUAUUUUUCCAUGUCCAGUGGAAGACCACAGUUACAAUUGUUACUUUGUUGGACUUUGACAACGUUUUGACUUUCGUGGAUUUUUCCCGACUAUAACUUGUAAUGAUUCAGUUUGGGAUCGGUGUUAUUUUUAUGAAUGUAAGCUCUUUUUGUUUUUUUACAUGAAAAUUAUCAAUCGUUUCAGAGUUCUGUUUCAGGAACAUUUGGUAUUUAAAGAAUUAAUGUUUUGGGCUUCAUUUUGUUACCUUUUUAUAAUUUGAAAAAGCCAAAAAGUUUUAUUUUCUACAUUACUUACACUGCCAGUUUAGGCCACAGUUUUUUUCACUGCUGUAUAUUUAAAUAACUACAUUUUAUACUUAAUAAUAGGUAAUUUGUUCUAGUAUUUCGUAACUGAAGCUAGGUGAAAUGUCUUAAUUUAAAUAAGUUUGCCAUUUCUCUAAAGUGAUGAGUAUUCAGAGCUUUGAGUGACAAUUUGUGUGUUUGGUUCCUAAUUAAAAUAAGUCAUAUUUUGUUGCACAUUCUGUCAUUUUUUUUAAAUAAAUUGGUUUAUUCUUGA